This is a messenger RNA of Brassicogethes aeneus, 2146 nucleotides long. Lineage: Eukaryota; Metazoa; Arthropoda; Insecta; Coleoptera; Nitidulidae. The record is from the annotation of a GenBank genome assembly.
UUUAUAUUUUUAGAAAAUAAAAAUAAAAAGUCGAACAAACAUAGAUGAAUCUGACGAAAUAGAAGAAUGGAAAAAAUCGAAGCAACUACUGAAACCAGCCAACCAAUUGGAGUUAUCCGAUUUGGAACUUAAAGAGGUGGUGGAGAAAAACUUGACAGGAGUGAACCCUCAACAACCCGAUAGUUUGGUGGAAUUUAAUUAUGCCCUUGGAGAAUUUGUACCGGCUCCUACUUCCACUAACACAGUGGUCGUAUUUCAACAAUUGGGCUCCUUAAUUAAAAGGGACACAUCUGAGGCCAGAGUACAGAUGAUAGAAAUGGGACUGGACCCUGAUGCAAUUGAUGACGAUGAUGACACAAAAACCGAAAUACUUCCAGAAGAAGAAGAAACCGUGGAAGACGAAGAAGAAGAAGUUGAGGAAGAAGAAAAUGCCGGCGAAGAGGAUGACGAAGCUCCUCCCCCUCCUCCUCCGGAAGAGCCCGAAGAAGACGAACCUGAAGUAAUUAUGCCGGCAAUUUCUCCAUCUAAAGCGGCAGUUAAAAUUGGUGGACGACCAAAAAAGUUGGUCAACUCUUUUAAUUUUUCGGAAAGGGCUGCGUUAACAUACAAUAACCCAAUGAGAUCCCAAGAAGUUCAAACAACUCCUCCCCCUCUUGCAACAUUUUCCGCAAACGUCCUUCAAUGGGUUAUUUACGACGCAUAUCAAGCCGACUACGAAGCUCAGCAAUUGGAAAAAGAGUUGGAAAAGGAGAGAAAAGAAAAAGAGAAAGCUUCAACAUCAAGAGCUAGACCAGUUAGAAAGGCAGGAAAAGUCCAACUGAGUGAAGCUGUUCAAGGAAGAGUUUUGGAAUGUUGGAGGGUUUUGGAACGAAUGAUAAACUUGAAUUCAUACACUGAAAUUGCGAAAGAUUAUAGAUACUGGGAUGAUCCUUCCGAUGAAUUUAGAGUUGAAGAAGGAACCUUACUACCUUUAUGGAAAUUUAUGUAUGACAAAACUAAGACCCAUACUGUUACAGACCUGGAUUGGAAUCCUUACUACUACGAUUUAUUUACAGUUUGUUUUGGAUUUUUCGAUUUUGUUAAACCAAUAAACAACGGUGCCGUAUGCCUGUUCACCAUCAAAAAUCCAUCUUUUCCUGACUAUAUCUGUAUAACUGACUCGGCAGUCAUGUGCGCUGAUAUACACCCCAAAUAUUGUUACAUGGUGGUAAUUGGUCAGUAUGAUGGUGCUGUAUUGGUAUUUAAUGUACAACAAUCCUGCAAGGACCCUAUUUUUAAAAGUAAUAAUGUUACCAAUAAACAUCGCGGUAUUGUUUGGGAGAUAAAAUGGGGUCCUGAUUUGCCUGACGGAGAGCUGAACUUUUUUUCAGUAUCAGCUGAUGGUAAAGUUAAUAACUGGGUUCUUAUGCAAAAUGAAUUGAUGAGGCUUACAAUAAUAAACUUAUACCUCGACCAAGAAGCAGUUGCAGGUCCAGAUGGCACCAAAUUUCGUCUAAAAAGUUGCGCAUCCUGCAUUAAAUUUCAUCCUGAUAAUCCACAAAUAUACCUUGUUGGCACAGAAGAAGGUUUAAUUUAUAAAUGCAGCACCCAAUAUAGCUCACUAUACUUGUUAACGUACAAAGCACACGAUUUGCCGAUUAGUAGAAUGGAUUUUAACAGAUACAACAGAGAUAUUUUUAUUUCUGCCAGCUAUGAUUGGAGAGUUAAAAUCUGGGACGACCAAAGACUGGAACCUCUUUUUUCAUUCGAUCUAGGAGACAGGGUAGGUGACGUUAAAUGGGCUCCUUAUUCUUCAACUGUUUUCGCCGCAGUUACAACCGAAGGAAAAGUUUAUGUUUUUGAUUUAAACAUAAACAAGUACAAACCUAUAUGUGUACAAGCUGUGGUUUCAAAAAGAAGAAAUAAACUUACUAGGUUGGCGUUUAAUCCAAAGUUACCGAUCAUUAUUGUGGGUGAUGACAAGGGUUGCGUUACCACCCUAAAACUUUCACCAAAUCUCCGAAUUCCCUGCAAAGCUCCCAAAAAACAACAGCAUUUAGAUCAAUGGACUCUGCAGUGCAUGAAAUUAGAUAAAUUGCUAUCUCUAGUUAGGGAACCAGUAACAUUAUCUCUGCCGUCAGAUACAGCUGGACUGGAGGAAGAUUAA